Grammomys surdaster is the source of this 3926-nucleotide messenger RNA. RefSeq names its product DENN domain containing 6A (gene Dennd6a). Gene Ontology annotation, cellular component: recycling endosome. Bases 80 to 1897 code for a protein of 605 amino acids. NCBI's taxonomy places the organism in Eukaryota, Metazoa, Chordata, Mammalia, Rodentia, Muridae. Gene Ontology annotation, molecular function: guanyl-nucleotide exchange factor activity. The record is from RefSeq and is a predicted model, not a curated record. The transcript has 20 exons.
CGGUGCGCGUGCGCGGAGGCCUGCGCGCUCUGCGGCGCGGUCCGCGGCGGAGGCGGCUCGUGCGGAUAGGGGGUGGCGGAUGGCUCUGCGGGGCCCGGCAGUCUUCGGGCCCGGUUCCCGCGGGUCGUUGGGCGAGGCUGGAGCCGAAGGGCGCGAGGCGGCGGCCCUUGCGGCGGCGGGAGUCGCGCUGGAGGACGAUGAGGAGGACGAUGGCCGCCGGGGCCUGCUGCGCUGGGACGGCUUCUCGGCCUGGCUACACUGCGUGUGUGUGGUGGGCUUCGACCUGGAGCUGGGCCAGGCGGUGGAGGUGAUUUAUCCUCAGCAUUCCAAACUUACUGAUAAAGAAAAAACGAAUAUUUGCUAUUUGUCUUUUCCAGACUCAAAUUCAGGUUGUCUUGGAGAUACCCAGUUUUGCUUUAGAUUCCGCCAGUCUUCUGGGAGGAGGGUAUCACUACACUGUCUUCUUGAUGAAUUUGACAAAGAUUUACCAGUUUACUUAAAGAAAGAUCCCGCAUAUUUUUAUGGAUAUGUGUAUUUUCGACAAGUUCGAGAUAAAACUCUUAAAAGAGGCUACUUUCAGAAGUCAUUGGUUUUGAUCAGCAAACUACCUUAUAUUCAUUUUUUUCACACCGUACUCAAACAGAUAGCACCAGAGUAUUUUGAAAAAAAUGAACCUUACUUGGAAGCAGCUUGUAAUGAUGUUGACCGAUGGCCUGCCCCAGUGCCAGGGAAAACACUGCAUCUGCCUAUCAUGGGAAUAGUAAUGAAGGUUCGGAUUCCCACGUGUCAUGACAAGCCUGGGACCACGCAGAUGGUGCAGUUAACUCAGCAGGCAGAUACACAUACAUCCAUUAUUUUGCCUACUGUUCAUGAGGUGGAUCUUUUCAGGUGUUUCUGCCCAGUUUUUCUUCACAGUCAGAUGCUUUGGGAGUUGGUGCUGUUGGGAGAGCCCCUUGUGGUCAUGGCACCGUCGCCAUCAGAGUCUUCAGAAACUGUACUGGCCCUUGUUAGCUGUAUUUCUCCAUUAAAAUACUUUAGUGAUUUUCGACCUUACUUCACGAUUCAUGAUAGUGAAUUCAAAGAAUAUACUACCCGUACUCAAGCUCCGCCCUCAGUCAUCUUAGGAGUAACCAACCCCUUUUUUGCUAAAACACUACAGCACUGGCCGCACAUUAUUCGAAUAGGAGAUCUUAAACCUGCAGGUGAAAUUCCUAAGCAAGUUAAAGUGAAAAAGCUGAAGAACCUAAAAACUCUGGAUUCUAAACCUGGGGUUUAUACUUCUUACAAGCCAUAUCUAAACAGAGAUGAGGAGAUCAUAAAACAACUCCAGAAGGGUGUACAGCAGAAACGUCCUUCUGAGGCCCAAAGCGUUAUUCUCCGACGCUAUUUUUUGGAACUGACACAAAGUUUCAUCAUUCCAUUAGAAAGAUACGUGGCAAGCUUGAUGCCUUUGCAGAAAAGUAUUUCUCCGUGGAAGAGUCCACCCCAGUUAAGGCAGUUCCUUCCAGAAGAAUUUAUGAAAACACUUGAGAAAACGGGGCCUCAGCUCACCUCUGGAAUAAAGGGCGAUUGGAUUGGACUGUACCGGCAGUUUCUAAAGUCUCCAAAUUUUGAUGGCUGGUUCAAGACCCGACGGAAAGAAAUGACCCAAAAAUUGGAGGCCCUUCAUCUAGAAGCUCUUUGUGAAGAGGACCUCCUUCUCUGGAUCCAGAAACACACAGAAGUAGAAACAGUGGACCUUGUAUUGAAGCUGAAAAAUAAGUUGUUGCAGGCUGACCGAGAGAAUUUACCUGUGAAACCUGACACUGUGGAGAAGUUACGGACACAUAUAGAUGCAAUUAUCCUAGCCUUACCAGAGGAUCUGCAAGGCAUACUGCUCAAGACUGGCAUGACAUGAUACUUGCCAGGUUUUCCAGCCAGAAAGGACUGUGAACCGUGAAGCAUACUGACACUUCAUCUAGACGCAUACAGGAGCUAUCUCAGUGGCAGUAGCACGGAAACCAGCAGCAAUUGCUAGACACAGGUGGAAAGACUGAGCAUAUAAACAGACAUUUUUAGUGCAUUCUGUGGUGGUUCCACAAUACUGAAAUACCGAAAGACAUUUCCAUAUUUUUAAUCACGUUCUAAAGUGCUCUUAUGAGAGACCUAUGGGGCCAUCAAUGUAAGUGACUCCAAACUGCAAUGCCGGCAUUGCAGAUAUUUUUUUAAAUUGGUGCUGCUUUGCCCAAUCAUGUUGAAACUCAGGGGAAUAUAAAAAUAAUGUUCACACUGGCUGUCUUUUUAAGGAGGAAAAACCGAACUUUCCAACUAUAGUUAGAUAUAACUGAGGCUUAUGUAGUGCCUUCCAUUGUCCUAAAUGUUUCACAGGGUCCAGCUGCUAAUUGUAAAGCUUUUUUUUUCUUUCUUUUUUAAAAAAUUAUGAUUCAUAACUUUAAAGGCAUUAUGUCAAGUAAUCACUUGCUCAAUAGUGUUUCUUGUUGCCCCUCAUGUUUAUUGACUGGUGUUUUAAAUUAUCAUGUAAGUUUUCAUGUCGCAACUCUACCAUUUUCACAAGUACGACUUAGGAGUUUUUCCAAAGGAAGGAGGCAUAUGUCGUUCUGGUUAUGGAAGAGCUGAUUUCUCCCUUCCCUUUUACUCACUGGGCCUGGAUACACUAAUUAGCUUGAGUAUCUUUUGAAAACAUUCUCAGUAUGAACAUCAUAGUAGGUUGUUUUUUUAAAUAAUUACUCUUAUGUCAAAGAUACCCAUAAGCCAUUCAUAUAAUAAUUAUUUGAGAAUUUUACAUUUACUUUUCAACAUUAUUGGGUAACACUAUUUUCCCUAAUGGAUGAUUUUCAGAAGACUUUUCCUGUUGUUGUUUGACAUGGGACCUGUUGUGUAAAUGAGCGUUAUACUUGUGUUUGUUUUCAUUUUGUUUGUACUACCUUGCCAAAAGUAGAAUGAGAUAGUUUGGUUUGUGUUUAGAUGGGAGUGUCUGCAGAAGCCACUGUUCAGAGAGGCACACACAAAGUAGCACGUAUGUAAAUAGCUGUGAACAGCCAAAACUAGGAGUAUGUGUUUGUCACACAGUGGCUUCAGAAGCCAUCUCUUGUUCUCUGUUGAUGUUAUUUUUAAGGGCAUUCCUGAUCCAAGAAGUUUUCUCUAUGCUUGUGACUGUGGUCUCAUAUCCAAGAAUACCCUAUUCAUGGAUACAGUCUUUUGAAGCAUACCACUGUCCUAGAAAGAAUAUGGCAUUUGAAUGAAAUCAUUUGUCUGGAUUGAAUGGGUUAUUUUGUGAAACAAUACUGACCUUUCAGAAAAGGGGCAACUACUUUUAUAUGCUAAAGUACUUCAUAACUUUCUGGGAAACUUUAUUUAGGUAGAAAUGGUCAUCUUAUUAUUUUUCAAAAAGUGUAUUUUAAUAAUUUCACAAUUUAUAGACAGUUUGUGACAUGAAUAUGAAUGUCAUUAGUAAGAUUUUUGAAAUAUACUUCUACAGGAUAUAUCAUUUUGAAGUUAAUUUUGCACACCUAAAGAAAAACAUGAAAUGUCAAUUAGCAUGAAAAUGCUGCUUUUACGUUUACCACAUAUAACAAACUCAACACAUGUUGAAAACCAAAUCAUAUUCACAUAGUUUAUCUCUUAAUUUCAAAUUAUGUACCUACAAAAAUAGCAUAAGGUUGCAUUGGAAACCCGAGGAAGACUGAAUGGUAACUUAAAUUUUUCAUGUGAUUUUCAGAAUUGUCUCUUUCUUUGUUUUUAAAGAGCUUAGUAUUCAAACCUGCCGUCUAAUGUGUUAUCUCCACCAGCAUCAGAAGGAAUCAGUGCUUCUAGGGUGUUAUGUAAUGCCUAGUGCCUUCUAUUUACAGUGGAAAAGAGGUUUUGUGGAGGCAUUUAUGGUCAUUACCAAAAGCUUGAAUUAAAGGCCUUGGAUUUUAAAACACUUA